Etheostoma spectabile (orangethroat darter) is the source of this 1479-nucleotide messenger RNA. Its product is annotated as tripartite motif-containing protein 16. Lineage: Eukaryota; Metazoa; Chordata; Actinopteri; Perciformes; Percidae. The transcript has a single exon. The record is from RefSeq and is a predicted model, not a curated record. Bases 1 to 1479 code for a protein of 492 amino acids. Gene Ontology annotation, molecular function: zinc ion binding.
AUGUGUUCAGAGGAGGACAGGAAACCGGCACGGAAGACCUGCAUGAAAUGUGAGAUCUCCAUGUGCGUCCAGCACCUCCAGGCCCACCUGACCACUCCUGUGUUACUACAGACUCAUCCUCUGACUGAGCCUAUGGCCUUAUGUGGGACCACUAAAUGCCCCCAACAUGGUAAACUCCUUGAGUACUUCUGCUUGGAUGACAUGACCUGUGUGUGUGUUUCCUGUGCCAUUGAAGACCAGCACCGCAUACACAAUAUGAAGACGUUCUCCACAGCCCACAAAGAGCUCAUGGAGAAGCUGAACACUGAGCAGCAGGCCUUACUAGGGAAAACUGAUGAUGAAAAUGUGAGUCUGGAAAAGUGGGAGAAGAGUGAAAGAGAGAAGGUGGGUCGCUCCAGUGUGCGUCUCAUUGAGGCUGUGACUAACCUGCGUGACAUUGCCCUGACCAGUAUCCAGAGUUCAGUUACUGCCCGCAUGGUGUCCAUCAAAACCAGCAACAGCAGCAUGCAAGCAGCACAGAAAGAGAAGGACACCUUCAGAUUCCUGCAGAUGUAUUCUCAGGUGCAUCAGGAUGUGGAGAAGGCCAAGGCUGUGGAUCUGAGAAAAGGGUUGGAGCCUGGCAGUGAUCGGGACAAACUGGUUCAGGAGAUAAGACAGGAUGGUGAAAAAAUGGUAAAGCAAGCAGGCCACUUCUGGGGAUCACUGUUGACUCUGCUUGACCCAGAGAACCACCAGGAGCUCAAUGCUACAAGUUCAGACCUGAUCUUUGACCCAAAGACUUUGGGCCCUGGCAUGUCACUGUCCAAAGACAAAAGGAAGAUUUUCUACAGUAGUUGGCUGGGACAAUGCUCCGCUACGCUUCUAAUUCAUAGUGCCCAGUCAGUUCCUAACUUUCAGAGGUGGAUGGUCAGACUUUCCCAAGACUCUAACUGGACCAUUGGCUUAUGUGACAAACAGUCUGCAAUGAACUUGAAGGAUGGACCUGUCUAUGGUCUGUGCUACGAAGGUGACCAGCUCAGCUGCCUCACAACAGAGUAUGACUGUUCUGAUGCACCAGUCAGUUCAGGAGGUAUUUUUGGGCAGCAGAAGAAAGGCUGGGUUUCCUCAGUACCAAUCACACAUCAGGGCAAAAAUGGAGAUUGUGCCGUACCACAACCUGAAGUGGUGGAGGUGUUAUGGAAUUUUGCUGCUUCCUCAUUGUCCUUCUUCAACAGAAUCGGACAGCACCAGAGGGAAGAAAUAAUCACAAUUAAGAUGAGCCUCAACAACUGGGACCUGGCCCCCUUUGUUCAACUAGCAAAGGAAAAUGACCAAAGUAUCCCCCAGCAAUGGAAGUGCCCCUGUGGGAUUGUUCACUACGAAUCCAACAAAUACUCCAUGAAGGCUCGCUUCUCUAACUCUUCUGCUCAAACCAAUUGUUCCUGUGGAGCAAUUAUUGGUGGUAUACACAUCACAGAGGUGGUUUGUGAGCUUCAGUAA